ACUUGUAUCAAAAUCUAUCAAAGUCGAAAUCGGAAAAAUGUUGAUAAUGCCAAUAGGGCUGGUUUAUUUCAUUUGUUAUGUUUAAGUGCCUGCUGUUGAUAGAUAUCAAUCGAUUUUCCUAAUCUCCAGCCACUCAGCCGGGCUCAGUCGUUAGUGUUGAUACAGUUUUAAAAUGCAAUUUCGGUCGAUUGAUUUUAUUCCUACUGAAAUAAAAGUUUUAAUUGUGCUGCUUUCGUCAGUAACAUCUAUUUACUGUCGAAGUUAUGUGGAACCUGGGUAUUACCCUGGCUACUAUAACAGAGGCCAAGAAAAUCACUAUGCUAAGAUACAAACGGCUUUGGAAAAGCUAGACCAUGCUCCAGAAUGGGUCCCCGAGUGGCCGGAUCGCUCAGUGAACCUCGGGCAGGUGUCAGCAGUGGCACUGGACAACUCAGGGAGACUGGUGAUCUUCCACCGGGCUGCCAAUGUGUGGGAUGCCACCACAUUUUAUAUGGACAAUGUGUAUAAGGGCAUAACUACUAAACCUAUUCCAGAACCCACUCUGCUAGUUUUCAAUGAUACAGGAUCCAUUGUUGAUAAAUGGGGUCAGAACUUAUUCUACAUGCCGCACGGUCUGACCAUAGACACGCAGGGCAACUACUGGGUGACAGAUGUGGCCAUGCACCAAGUGUUCAAGUUCACCGCUGGAGACAGGACCAAACCACAACUUGUACUUGGAGAGAAGUUCGUGCCCGGCGCAGACGAGACUCACUUCUGCAAGCCGAGCGGCGUGGCGGUGCUGGGGAAUGGAGACUUCUUCGUGUCUGACGGCUACUGCAACACCAGGGUCAUCAAGUUUAAUGCCGAGGGGCAGCGGAUACUGCAGUGGGGGAGAGACAGCAGCGACUCCCCUUACUCGUUCAAUCUGCCACACGCGCUCACUUUGGCCGAGGACAAGGGGCAGGUGUGCGUGGCGGACCGCGAGAACGGACGCGUGGCCUGCUUCCGAACUGAUAAUGGCACUUAUGUGGCGAGUUAUAAGAACUGGCUGAUCGGGCCAAGGGUGUUCAGCGUGGCCUACUCGCCGGUGCAUGGAGGCCGCUUAUACGUGGUGAACGGCCCCGGAGCCACGGUGCCCGUCCGCGGCUACGUCAUCGACUUCUCGAGCGGCCGCCUCAUACAGACCUUCGCCCCACAAGGAGACUUCCACAACCCGCACGACGUCGCCGUCUCGCCAGAUGGCGCUGACGUCUACGUCGCAGAAAUCAACCCGUACAAAGUGUACCGGUUCUCAGAAGAAUCACUCCGCAAUGAGAGUCUGAGCAAGGAGGUUGUAAAGAGCGACGAGGUCGUGCCCGUCAAGCCGACGGCCACAGUGGAGAGCAGCUCCCUAGCCCCGGCCUCCUGGGGCUUAUGGCGCGGCGCGGCGGGCGGCGCGGGCGGCGCCCUAGUAGCCGCGGCGGUGGUCGCGGCCAUACUGGCGCUGCUGAGGGCCAGGAACCGCGGUCGUAAAGGCGCGCCGCGGCGUCGCUGGGAGUACGGGCACGGGGAGUUCAAGCUACGACGGCUGCUGGAGCGUAGACGCUUCACCAGAGUACAUUCCGAGGACUCCGACGAUGAACCAGCACCCAUGCUGCCCCCACAACCCCCCGCCAACGCCUGAUACCUACACUGCUACAUCUAGGAUACCAUAGAUCCCCACAGAUUAGAGGAAGCCAGAGAGUAUACGGUGAGAUGCCGCCAUCUUGAAUCAUCUGUCAGACGCUCAAAGACUUUGAAAGUGGAACAGCCAUUGCAAAUGGAGGUUAAGUUGAUUUAUGCCUUCGGUUUUAGCGUUCUAUUCGGCUUCUUUCGGCCACGGAGUUUUUCUUUUCAUAUAUUUUGACAUGGAAAAUCACCAAUUCACAUAGACUAAUUUAGUACUGUGCGUAUGGGAUAUAAACUGGUCACACUGAAAAAUACAAAGAGUAAUAGAGAUAAAAGAUAAAAAUUAUUAUUUCGGUGCCCACCAUAAAAUAGAAUUCAUUUUUUUAAAGAAAAUCAAAAGAUAUGGUAGUAACACCUAAACUUAUAGGUAGGUAGUUCGGUAUUUAGAUAAGAAAUUACUUUAAACAUUAUGACGUUGUAUCAAAUAUAUUUUUCAGUGUGCCCAGUUGAUCUUAUACAGACUUAUUUUGAGCUUAUUAUAACUAUCACAUACGCUGAAAUUACUUUUAUCACGAGGCCGGAUGAGUUGUUAUUUGAUGUGUUUUGUUGUAUAAAAUAGGCCUAUUCAAAUUCGGCGUAUAGAAAAUAUCUUCCAAUAUAUUGUAUGAUGGCCUAAAAAAUUGUAGCUACCUUUAGAUAAUUUAUUUAUGAUCUCAGUUUUUAUGAUAGGGUAGAUUAUAUUUCGACUUUUC
Messenger RNA from Plutella xylostella (diamondback moth), 2378 nucleotides. RefSeq names its product peptidyl-alpha-hydroxyglycine alpha-amidating lyase 1. NCBI's taxonomy places the organism in Eukaryota, Metazoa, Arthropoda, Insecta, Lepidoptera, Plutellidae. Gene Ontology annotation, molecular function: protein binding; catalytic activity. The record is from RefSeq and is a predicted model, not a curated record. Gene Ontology annotation, biological process: peptide metabolic process. Gene Ontology annotation, cellular component: membrane; extracellular region.